AUGCCGAAACCAGCAGUCCUCCACAUCGGAGAGCCCAUCAAAUAUAACCACGAGUUCUACGAGAAUGAAUUCCUCUCAAGAUUCAAUGUGGUGCAAGACGAGGAGCCAGACCGAGCUUCCUUCAUGGAAGCAUUGAAGUCUAAGAAAUAUGGAGACUUCUCAGCCAUCUACCGACCACAUUUCCAGACCGGGGGAGAGAUAGGACAAUGGGACGACGAACUCAUCCCAAUUUUCCCAGCGUCUGUACGAAUAUUUGCAAGUGCCGGAGCUAGAUUCAACUGGGCUAAUGUAGAUGCCCUAGCUGGCCUAGCUACCCGGAAGAUCUGGUAUUCCAAUGGCGCUGGAGCCUCAGAUGAGGCCGUGUCGGAUACCGCACUCUAUCCGACCCAGAGAUAUUCACUGCAACACAUACGCUUAUCGCUACGAUCUCGCGAAAUCCCCGGGGGACACAUACUGGGGAUAAUUGGGCUGGGGAACAUCAGCAAGAAGCUGGCAUACAAGGCGAAGACAGCUUUAGGGAUGGACAUACAUUAUUACGAUGCUGUGCGGGCAAGUGAAGAGGAGGAGAAGACUCUUGGAGCAACGUUCCAUGCGUCUUUGGAUGACUUGCUGAAGAUUGCCGACUGCAUAUCGCUUCACCGUCCGUUAAACAAGCAUACACAAAAUCUCAUCGACGCGAAGGCGAUAGCAUUGAUGAAACCGGGUUCCCGGAUAGUCAAUACCGCUCGAGGACUUGUCGUCAACGAAAAUGCGCUAGUGGCAGCUUUGGUAUGCGGUCACAUAAGCGCUGUAGCGCUCGAUGUUCAUUACCACGAGCCUCAAGUAUCGAAGAAGCUGGCUGCGAUGGAGCAAUGUACUUUGACUACACAUAUUGCAGGCGGGGCGUUGGAUACGCGAAUCAACUUUGAAGUAGCGGCUAUGAAAAACAUCAUUGCUGUUCUCGGCCCGGAUGACGAAUGUAUAGGGACGCCUUUAACGCCAGUAAACGCGAAGGCGUACAAUGCGGCAGCGUAA
Mytilinidion resinicola is the source of this 1014-nucleotide messenger RNA. Its product is annotated as 2-ketogluconate reductase. Lineage: Eukaryota; Fungi; Ascomycota; Dothideomycetes; Mytilinidiales; Mytilinidiaceae. Gene Ontology annotation, molecular function: glyoxylate reductase (NADPH) activity; NAD binding; hydroxypyruvate reductase [NAD(P)H] activity. Gene Ontology annotation, cellular component: cytosol. The record is from RefSeq and is a predicted model, not a curated record. The transcript is spliced from 3 exons. The coding region runs from base 1 to 1014 and encodes 337 amino acids.